Messenger RNA from Papilio machaon (common yellow swallowtail), 592 nucleotides. Its product is annotated as bombyxin A-2 homolog. The transcript has a single exon. The record is from RefSeq and is a predicted model, not a curated record. The coding region runs from base 269 to 568 and encodes 99 amino acids. Gene Ontology annotation, cellular component: extracellular region. Lineage: Eukaryota; Metazoa; Arthropoda; Insecta; Lepidoptera; Papilionidae. Gene Ontology annotation, molecular function: hormone activity.
CUAUUUGUACUAUUUAUUAACUAUACAUACCAUAAAUAUCUUCGUAGCAAGUCCCUGUCACCUGUAUGAUGCUUAGGUGACUCCUACGUUUCAACACAAAAUUCAACUCACAUUAGUUCCGGUUACCGAACUUGACAUAUGUAUAUACGUAUGUGGGAUUAUUUGCGUCUAGAACUUUGCUGCUAUAAAAGCUGGAAUCCUUUUCGUUAUUAUCACAGUUUCUCAGUGUCUCAACCUUGCCACAUCUAAAAAUCUUUACAUACAAACCAUGAGAGGUCUAGUAUAUUUCAUUGUUUUCUUCUUCGGUGUACUGUAUCUGGCUACGUGUCAAGACAACUUCGGCCAGGUGUACUGCGGACGACGGCUGGCGUCGGCGCUGGCGUUGGUGUGCGAGGACUCGCCGCAGAUGGUGCUGUUGAAAAGAUCGGGGGCAGAGCCCUGGCUGCAAGGGACGUGGCCCUGGCUGUCGGCGCAACGCGCUCGUUCGCUCACCAGGACCAAGCGGCAGGUGGUCGCUGAAUGCUGCGACAAGCCAUGCACCAUUGACGAACUAAUGUCCUACUGCUAGUAUUAGAUGAUUUCUACCUGUGGA